UGGGCGGUGAUGAAUACAACAGAUAGUACCACCCUGUCGACUUCGCUUCACUCCAGUAAUUUACGCACUGUCGCAAUCAUGGUAUCAGCCUCCGUUUUGAAAAAAAACUUAAAGCAUGCCUUCCACACGACUUCGUUUUGCAGCAGUGCCUCACCACGACACGGCAAACAAGCUACUGCCUUCUCAAAGCUAAAUAUCAACUCUUCAACUACGUCGUACUCCAGCCUGUCUUCCAGGACACAAUGGAAGAGACCCUCAUCCUUGCACCUCGAAUAUGCGCCGUUUGUGGUGAGAAGGCUGGGCUGCUCUUCUGCACCGGCUGCCGGGUCGUUCACUACUGCGGCAGGAAACAUCAAGAGGACCAUCGACCUGCCCAUAAGUCGGCCUGCAAUGCCAUCAAGAAGGCCACUUUGGCUCUGGAGAAAGAGGAGACUAAACUCCGCUCCAUGCUGCCGGACGUCUUUGACACCCAAGUCGGUCGUUUCUGGGGUAUCGUCGAGACCCGAGACUACAUGAUGACACGGUUCGUCGCGGCCAAAGCCAUCCUCAGGGUAAACAACGUCGACGCUGUCGAGAAGGCACUGAGUCACCUCAAGGAUAUGCUGCGUCUGUGUCGUUCCGACAAUCUUGGUAUGCGGGAUAUUGUCCCAUUCCUGCACCUGCGGCUUGGCCAAGAGCAGGAAUGCUAUGACUUUCUGAAGUCCUGGUUAGUUGAUGGUUCCGACGGCCGCAAGCCAAACACCGAUAUUCGCGACGCGGACGCCUUUGAGUAUGUGGAUGGCUUUAUCCCCACAGCCGAGCCUGCCCAUCUUGUUGCUUUGACCCUUCUCAAGCUGCGGCUCUAUCUAGACUUCAGAGCCUACCAGAUCUAAAGCUUGUAAAGACUAGGGGGAAAACUACGCCGAGUGAUCGCAUUCCCGCAAAGGUCGAAGACCUCCAAAGUCAGUAUUUGAAGCUCUGCCAAGCUGUCCACAAUGCGAACCCCUACAUCUGGCCUCUUCUGGUUAGACAAGACACAGUGCCAACGCCGCCAGACAGUUACAGCCCCGGCUCACCUGAUGAGGCAGAACUCGUGGUUUUUAACUGCAAGCGUGCAUGGUUUGAGACUGAAGAUGCUAUCGUCAUGAUCGAUGGCGACACAGCCAAGUUCGCUACCGUCUAUCGGGGCUCGGGGACGGCGACAAACGUCUCUACACAUAACACAAGCCGCCGUGACGUUCUGGUGCUUUGCGUCGAAAGACAAUUCCUUGUUGAACGAGUCUACCCACCCCUGAUCAACAAAAUCACUGCCAAGGCCUCUUCGGUCCAGAUUGCCGGCACGGUCGACGAGGCCGUCUCCAAGCUCAAUCAAAGCCCACCCCCCUGUCAUCCUCGAUGUCGAUGGGACCAUCCCGCGCCAGAGAAAGCUCCUCGAACGUGUCAUCGACCUCAUGCACGGCGGAGCCACGGUGGUGCUAGCCGGCUCCUUCAGUACUUUUUGUGACCAGCGGGGAGAUGGACCGGAUGUUCGCGACCAUCGGUCUGCCAUGGACGAUGGCGUCAUACACAAGGGAAACCGUCAAGCUCCGGAGGCGUGCUGUGCCCGACGACAUUGCCGGACGGCUCUCUUCUGCCCAUAUCCAGAAGGCUUUGUUCCUGGGCAACGUUAAUGAGGCAGAUGCGUGGUACGGACGAGGCGAGAAUCAUCCCGAGGCUGCGGUUGAGUUUACAAAGGUCGGGAAUGGUAAGCUGGGAUAUGUUGGGGAUGUGAAUGGAGAGGAUGUAUCCGAUACUGUCAUCAUGGCCAUGUGUGGACUGUGAUUAUGGUAGGAUCCUGCAGCCCAAAGGUUUACUUCAGAGCGAACGUUUGAGGAACGUAUCGGGGCGAUGUGUCCCAUGCAGCUUUAAUUCCUCCUUGUAUUUGGGCGACUUGGAUUCGACUGACGUGUACAUCAUUUGGUACAUCGCCCUAUGUUAGUAGUCAUGGCUAACAGCCAGGUCACUUUCUGUGAAGAUAGGCUUACUGUGGAACUUUGAGGGGAGCCUAUUGUAAUUAGUUGGUUGCCUGGCUAGGUAGCGGAGAUGAUAGCUUAUACUGCUUACGUGUAGAUUGGCGCUGGAUACCUACCUACAUAUGCAGGGUUCUACGAGGUAACGAGGGGUUGGCUGGAUAAAUAUACGUCAACGAGGACCGCGUGAUAUACUCGGCCAAUAAAACGUCGGCACUAUCACCUGUCGAUUGGGGUAGCGUCGAUAUUCCUCUAGCAGUUUUUAAUCGUAUCCCUGGAUCUUUCGGGAAUCACAGCCAUGAGAUCUUAUUUCCGCAUAUUCUAGUUCAGUUCAGCACUAGAUAGUAUUUGUAAGCACAUACCGUCUAGGGCCGGAAAAUAACCAAUGUCAGUUGCAGGUUCGACCGCGACUUACAGGCGCCAUGUCCCUAAGGAAGCGGGUUUUUUGUUAUCAGCGCUACUAAGACCACCUAGUUGCCCACCUUUUUUUUUACCUUGCCUUGCUUGCCUAACGUGAUAGUGCGAGUCUGACGCAACCAAGACAGGUACAUGGAGGGCCAACACCAAUCGGCGUACUCAUAACAGGGACCCGAAGAUUAUAUUGCUGACAGGUGAAAAAAAAAAAAAAAAAAAAAAAACACCGUCAGCUUUAGUCCCGGAACGUAUACGUAUGCGAGCAGAGUCCGAGGGCGGUGUGGCUCUACUGCUUCCGACGCGGCUGGCGGCUGUCGGGAGCUAUCAUGAUAAUAUGGAGUGCUCAAGGUAUUCAUCGGCCAGUUUGCGACGUUUAUCGACGAUGCAUAUGUCGGUAUACAUACAUCCUUAGACAUGUAUAAAUAUGCUCUCCCCUCCUCUUGUCGUCGGACAAUGAUCAAACUCAGUCGGGAUAGUACCGCCAUCCAUCGUGAGAAUUACACACAGAUAUCAACCGCACCUAAACUCACAAAGUCUCUCAAAAUGGCCAGCCUUUACCAGCAGACAAUCCCCGUCUUUAUCAAGUACUUGAAGGCCAUGGAUGGCCUUCUAGUCAAAGGCGAAAAGUACGCCGAUGAGAAUGAAGUCGCACACGAUGACAUGAUCAACUAUCGUAUUGUCCCAGACAUGAGAGGCCUCGCAUACCAAGUCCAAUCGUGCUCCAACACGGCCAGGUUCGUCUUGUCGCGCGUGGGCAGGAUCCCGCACGUGCCGAUGGAGGACAACGAGACAACGUUUGCCGAGCUGCGCGACCGCGUCGCCCGCACCAUCAAGGUCCUCGAGGAGUUUGACCCCAAGGCGCUCGACCGGCCCGCGGACGAGGAGGUGGUGAUGGAGACCAAGGUCGGCAGGUUUGGCUUCACGUGCCAGAGCUACAUUAGCGAGUUUGCCAUUCCCAACUUCCACUUUCACCUGUCGACGGCGUACUGCAUCUUGCGCGGGCAAAAGGUGCCGUUGGAGGCUUUGGAUUACCUAAAGGAUGUGUUCCACACGGUGCCGGCCGCGGAGGAGGGAAAGUAAAAAGAGAAUAAACGGAGAGGAGAAACUACAAAGUAGAGCUAUACCAAUUUACCAGUAGUACAGUACAUGACUGCCAGGCGUGUUUUUUUCUGCUUUCUUACCUGCCUUGCCUACCUAGAAACGAUAGUAUCUUAGGCAUGCG
Pyricularia oryzae 70-15 is the source of this 3624-nucleotide messenger RNA. RefSeq lists its product as uncharacterized. The transcript has 2 exons. NCBI's taxonomy places the organism in Eukaryota, Fungi, Ascomycota, Sordariomycetes, Magnaporthales, Pyriculariaceae. Bases 2817 to 3482 code for a protein of 221 amino acids. The record is from RefSeq and is a predicted model, not a curated record.